GGAGAAGGAGAUGAAAGGGAGUCACUCCAAAUAAAGAGGCUUAUCUACAAUUUAAAAACAGGAACUUGCAUCUCUAUAAUGCUUCAGUGACAAGAAAGUUCUGUACCACCAAUCAAAAGAAAAAAAAAAAUUGUUCAGCUCAGCUGGUUCCUAUGGCAUGUGAUGCACAGAACUUAGAAGUACAUGGAUAUCAGAAACUGAGUGAAAGGAAAGUCAUUGGUUGGUUACCCAACUUACCCUCUAUAGCGCAGGAGGCAGAUUUACAGUUAUGGCAAUUCAAAGUGAUUGUACGGGUUGAGUGUUAUGUGGGAAAUUUCCUUGGGAUGCAUGUGAUGUGAGCUGUAAACUACCAAAAUACUAAAAUGUGAACAUGUGAGAAGGAAAGGGAAUAGCUUGAUCCUCUAACCUUCACUUUUUUUCCUAGUCAUCUAUCGCUUGUCUCUUCCUCCCAAAGCUUAACCUUAUAAUCAUGCACAUCUUUCAUCUUUCUUUCCCCUCCAUACCAACCAAUCCUUAUUCCUUCUCCCACUUACUAGUCACUAAUUUAUACAACUCAUUCGCAGAAGAUCAGAUCACAACUAAACAGAUUUGGAUCUUGAGAGGGAUCAAAGAGAUCAAGUGCAAGAACCACAUCGAAGAUGUCGGAUUGGGGGCCGGUUUUCAUAGCAGUGGUGCUGUUUAUACUGCUCACUCCAGGGUUGCUGAUUCAGAUGCCUGGAAAAAGCCGAUUCGUAGAGUUUGGCAACUUUCAGACUAGUGGAAUCUCCAUACUGGUUCAUUCCAUUAUCUACUUUGCUCUCAUCUGCAUCUUCUUAUUAGCUAUUGGUGUCCACAUGUUGAUGAUCAGUUAUGUACUUGUUUGGAUUGUGCAUUCUUAGAUGAUUGAUUUAGUCAGAUGCUAAGCUAUCAUGCCAUGAGCAGGACCACAGCACAAGUUCUGCUUGUUUUCCUGCAUAUUGCGAUUCAAGUUGCCAUCCCAAAGGAAAGCAAAACAAAUAUCUUCUCUCCUAUGCUAUGAGUGAUCUGGCUUGUAAAUGAAAGGCAAGCAUAGAUACCCUAGAAUAUAAGAAAGAUUGUCAAGGCUACAUCAAUUAUAGUUUUUUUCAUUGCACAAAGGAGAAUUCAUGAAGGUAAUAAUAUAUACAAGUAGAAGUAGCACAACAGCACCAGUGGUAGUAAAUGAAAAGAGUAAAACAACAUAACUAAAUCCUUCUUUCACGAAAAGCACUAAGUUGGUCUGCUAGAAUCCUAAAAACCACAGCUUUUCUUUUCUUUGACAAAAUGACAAUUGAGAUGGCAGCUGCCUCCUAAGCAUAGAUGUGAAUGUCAAGAAUAACAAGAAACAGAAUGAUGAGCAAACCGUAGAUAACAGCGUGCAAGAAUAUGGAGGCCACGCUGGUCUUCAUGUUCAUAAAUUCGAAGGGACGUUCCUUGCCAGGCAUUUGAAACACCAACCCUGGUGACAAAAAUGCAAACAGCCCUGAAGCUAUGAGAGGAGCAGCCCAAUUCUUCAUUCUAAAUAAAGCCUCUGUCCCGAGAUUUCCUGCCUAGCCUUCUUUGAUCAGCUCAGGGCUCAGACUCAGCAGAAGAAUAAUAGAGAGAGCAUAUAAAAAAGGGAUUUGGAUGCUAUAUGAUUUGGAUUUAAGCCCUUGAAAGAGGGGAAUGGGAAUCUCAUAAAGCUGGAAAGAACAUAAAUAUUGAUCAACCAUCCACUUUAGCCCUUGCUUCAAUUUUAAAUUCUCGGUAUUGCAGCUGUUGUUGUUCCUUGGUUGGAUUUAUUGGAUAAGGCAGAGCAUCCUUAUCAUUUUCUAUUGUUCAAUUGUGAUCAAGGCCAUACAUACAUACUAUGACAUAACAUAACAUAGCAUAAGCAGUGAGCGCAGCCAGCCAGUCAUAUAAAUUGCAUUAUUGUGUUGUUUUGUUUGCAAUCAAUAGCAGUUCCAUUUAGCAUUUAAAGGGGAGAGUUUGCUGUUAAAAGCUCCCAUCACUGUCCAUUUCAGCACCACCAGGUCUAUUCAAUUCCAUUCUGCCACUAAAGGCUCAAGCUUUAUCUUCAAAUAGUCAAAGAGGAAAAGAAUAACAAAGGAAAAAACUUUGAGCUAGUGCGUGGGACCCAAUUGCACUUAUUCGUUUAUUCUAGGGUAGACAGUGGACCCAACUGCAAUGAUCUAAUCUGCAACCGAAAGCAGAGAAGCAAAAUCUUCACUUGCUUGCUAGUAGCUUCUUCUGCCGUUCGUCAUGGUUGUUUUGCUUAUUAGAAUUGCAAAAUUGCAAUUCCGAAUCCUGUGUCACUCUCACUCAGAAAACCCUGAUAACAUAAGCAAAUCAAAAUCCUUUCACUUACGUCUUCAUCCCCACUGCGUCCGACGAAGGAAGGCUAGUAACUUCAGGCCCUAACCCAGAAACCCUCAUCCAAAAAUCCGAAAUUUCAUUUGAAAAUCAAUUUGUAGGAAAUAAUAAUGGCGGAUUGGGGGCCCAUAUUGAUUGGGGUGGUGCUGUUCAUUCUUCUGCAACCGGGACUUCUCUUCUCGUUACCGGGAAACAGUAGGCAGGUGGAGUUUGGGAGCAUGAAGACGAAUGGCAAGGCCAUAGCUGUGCACACUCUCAUCUUUUUCGCUCUCUAUGCCAUUCUCAUCUUGGCCGUCCACGUCCACAUCUAUACUGGCUGAUCCGGUACUCUCGCCGCUUUGGAUCUGUGUACACUCUGUCUCUUUUCUGAGUAACUUGUAACUUAAUGGCUGUACUUGGUUUUGAACUUAAUUAUUAAUAUAAAGCACAAAUCUUUAAUUGAUUUGAA
This is a messenger RNA of Prunus persica (peach), 2797 nucleotides long. RefSeq lists its product as uncharacterized. The transcript is spliced from 3 exons. The coding region runs from base 639 to 878 and encodes 79 amino acids. Lineage: Eukaryota; Viridiplantae; Streptophyta; Magnoliopsida; Rosales; Rosaceae. The record is from RefSeq and is a predicted model, not a curated record.